Molecule: messenger RNA, 3898 nt
Organism: Drosophila kikkawai
Lineage: Eukaryota; Metazoa; Arthropoda; Insecta; Diptera; Drosophilidae
Gene: Flacc
Product: Fl(2)d-associated complex component
Cellular component (GO): RNA N6-methyladenosine methyltransferase complex
Source: RefSeq, a predicted model, not a curated record
AAUAAAGCAGCCAAAACGGAGGCGCGCAGGCUAGCGGAGAUCGCGGCGAUGGAAAAGAAGGCCAAGGAGACGCUGCGCCGAUACAAGAAGGCCGCCCGCCACAGUGCAACGCACUCGAGCAGCUCGGACUCCACGUCGGACUCGGACAGCGGCAGCAGCUCCUACAGCAGCACGGACAGCGAGCAGGGCGUGGGCGGCGUUGGUGUAGGUGUGGGCGGGCCCGGCAGCGUGCACGGCCACCCGCAUCCACAUGGUGCCCACGGCCAUCAUCCGCGCUCCGCGGAACGUCAUCAUCGCAAGAAAAAGAGCUCCCGCCGGGGUGGCAGCACCUCGGGCGACGAACACUCGCGCCGUAAGCGCGACAAGAGGGAUCACGUCCAAAAGAAGCUGGUGGCCAAGCGGAAUCACAUCAAGCGCAAGCUGAAGGAGGCCCGUCUCAAAAAGCGCGCUGCCGCCGCCCUCAGUGGCCAUGUCCAUCGUUCCCUAUCGCCCGCCACGCGGGCCAAACUCAAGAAGCUGGCAGAACGGAAAAGAUUGCGGGCCGCCAGCAAGGAGCAGCGGGAGCGAGAGAAAUUGCGGGCAGUGCAACGGGACAGGGAGCGGGAUCACCAUCGCCUUGGUAGCAGCAGGAGUCCACCGAGUAGCAGCACCACCACCACCACCAAGAUACGCAUUCACCAAGACAUCGUGGGUAAGCAGCGGCAGAAGAGUCCAGGCUUAGGUCCGGGAGUUGGAGGCGGCGGCGGCGGCUCAUCCUCGCGCAUGCAUCACCAGCUGAUGUCGCGGGAAAAGAUCAUCAUCCAGACGCGAGCGCGCGGACGCACUCCGUCCUUGGAACGGGAACGAGAAAGGGAGCGCGAACGCGAGCGUGAAAGGGAACGCGAACGCAAUGAUUUCUCCCUAAGGGAGCGAGAUCGCAGGGACCGGGAGCGUGACCGAGCGGAGCGGGAAGCAGCCAGGGAUAAGGAACGGGCCGAAGCACUGGCACGCUGCCAAGAACGGCAGAGGGAGCGCGAACGCUUGGCCCGCGAGAAGCUGCGCCGACAGGAGGAGGAAGAGGGCGGCGGCGGGAAGCGUAGUGGUCCUGGGCGGGACUUGGAUAUGCCGCCGUAUGGCGGCAGCAGAGAACGGUCUCUGGACACCGUCGAAAGAGAGCGAGAACGCGAGCGGGGCAGCGGCGGUGGACGCCAUGUACGGGAUAAAAGAGAGCUGGAUCCAUAUGAGCGGGAGCAGGACUAUCUAGAGGAGCGGCACAACCACGGCCUGAUGGACGAAAUGCGCAGGUAUCGGCGUAGGGAUAUAAGUCCCCUGCCGCCGGAGCAUUAUCCGCCCAGGAUGCGGGAUCCCAGGGAACUGUACUCCGAGGAGGAGCGCGAAAGGGCCUACAAGCGCGCCUAUCUGGACGCACGGUACUCGUCGCGGGAGCGCGAUGCCUGGCUGGAGGCCCGUGAGCUGCGGGAACGGGAGCUGAAGGGACGCGAGUACCGUGACCUAGAGCCGGAGGAUGGGCUCUAUCCCGAUGAGCGUUUGAUCCGCGAGAGAGAACGAGAGCGGGAGCGAGAGCGCGACCGAGAGAGGGAGCGCCAUUUAGGACCGCCGCGCGGCGACUAUCGUCCGGAGUGGGAACGCGAAUGGGAGGAGGAGGGCGGCGGCAGCGGCGGUGGAGGAGGAGCUCCUGGCGGUCCGGGCGGGCCAAGCGGUACUCCCGGCCGGCCCAGCGGUUUCGUGGGAGGACCCAAGCGCGGCAAGCCUCCGUCCCAUCCGGUCGGUGGACCGCCAUCACAGCAGCAGCAGCAGCAUUCCGCCUCCGAGGCGGACUGGGAUGCCGACGAACGCGAGAGGGAGCGGGAAAGGGAAAGAGAGCGAGAGCGAGAGCGGGAUCGCGAGGAUCACCCGGACCCUGGCAAUGGCGGCGUUGGAGGCGACAGGCCGUCGUCCAUGAAUAUUAAAAACGAGCCCACCUGGCUGGAGCAUGACCAGCGGGAAAAGCCACGCGCCUGGCAGCAGCAGCCGCCAUCCUCAAACUCUGGGGGAGAUUGGCGGGACAAUGACGAUGCCCCACCACCGCAGCCGUCAUCGCAUCCACAUCCCGCCUCGCCGCACCAUCAUGUGCAUUCCCGUGGAGAAAGGGGCUCCGGCCGAGGCUUCCGCCGUGGUGGCCACGGUCAUGGAGAUCACGGCGAGCGACCCGGCUACAGAUCCCAUCCGCCCCCACUGAUGACGCUGCCAGUUCAGCCGCCUGGCGGCUAUUCCCGGCCAUUCGCCCACAAACGAUUGCCUUACGUAGCCCGAGAUGGUGGCGCCGGAGGAGGCAUACCCAGCUCUGCCUCUGGUUUUCUUAAGAAGCACCCACAUCCACCGCUGGCCUCACCCACGCAGACACCGCUGUUGAAUCCCCUCCUGGGCAACCCCGGGAAGCCAAAUGCGGCUGCCCAGGCGAGCGCUGUGGCUGCUGCCACCACAGCAGUGGCAGCGGCCAAGGCGGCAGCCCAAAGUGCCGCCAACGCCACCACAAAUCCGGGAAUUCUCGCCCAGGUGAGCAAACUGAAUGUGAUGAGCAUCAAGCAGGAGGAAGCCUCCGAGGAUUCCGCGGGUACACCAGAACUGGGUGCCCUGGACGACUCUGCUGCUCCCAAUCUAAGCCUGGCCGCUGAGCCAGUUAAGCUGGAGCCCCGACCCAGCACCGGCGAGGGUGAGCUGAGCGAGAUUAGUGACAGCGACGACGAUAUCCUCAACAAAACGGACAAGGUGCUGCGGCCCAAGAGUGAGCUGACUGUGGAGAUGGUGGAGCAGGAGGUGGACACCCACGAGACAGGGCAGGAGGCGAAGGCCACCGUAGCAGCCAGCCAGCCCAUAAAGGUGGAGGUGGAGGCGCUGGACGAAGUGCUGGACUUUGAGGAGAUAUCCGACGGAGAGCUGGAGGAGGAUGCACGACACAAAGGAAUUGGGGAUGCCUUGGGCGUGGACUGGCAAGGACUGAUUGCGGAGACCCGACAGCAGGCCACCGACGCUCAGGCGGCCCAGCAGGGCGGCGACCGGGGCACAUCCGCCAAGCAGCGAUGGCAGCCGCAUCGCGUGCUCCUCGACAUGGGAAUCUCGUUUGGCAUGGCGGGCGAGGGCUAUGCCCGUCGCGUGAUGGAAGAGGCCCGCCAGCAGUUCAUCCAGGAGAAGGAGCAGCGCCAGCAGAGGGAGCGCGAGCAGCAGGAACAGCAUGGUGAGCAGCAACAGCAGGAGCCACCACAGCAGGUGAAGAUCCCGGCGGCACCGCUGCUCGACUACCGCGAGUUCCUGGCCAGUCCCUCGCAACUGGAGCCCUUGGCCUGUGUGCAAAUGGGUCUGCGUGACGUUGCCGCCGAACGUCAGCGUCUGGUGGGCAAUGUCUGUGGCCCCGGCAGCCGGGCCCUGAGUGCUCGACAGGAUUUGCGCCUGCGCCGCCAGCUGUGCGGCCUGCCCGCCCGCGAGUGUGAGUUCCCGCGAACGGCUCCGCUCGUGAACGAUGGCCUGCGCAACCUGGCGCUGCAGAUGUUCCAGCGCAGCUUGCUGGACGUCAAAUGAGAUCCGAUGCCUGACGACAGCGGGAGCGAGAGCGAGGGGCAGCCACAGCAGCAACAGCAGCCACAGCAGCCCCAGCAGCAGCAGCAGCAGGAGUUACAGCAGCAUAGGCCCAUUCAAUACCGACUGGACAUACAGAUAUACACGGGCGGUGGGCACCAGGAUAGGAGGGACCGCGACUGGCGGCACUAUUAGACACAAGUUAGUUUUGUAAGAUAAAUGUAAUAACUGCAUUUCGCCAUGUUCAACGUUCUCUUUUCCCCUUCUGAGCAUUCAAUUGUGUGAAUAUCAAUAUUACGUAGAUAUUAUUGUAUAAUAAAAUAUAUAUACAUACAUAUAUAUGGAG